AUGAAAAUCGGGAAAAUAAGGUUGUCCCGCUUGCACUACGGCAGAGGACAAUACGGCAGAGGACACUACGGCGGAGGACACUACGGCAGAGGAAACUAUGGCGGAGGACAAUACGGCGGAGGACAAUACGGCAGAGGACAAUAUGGCAGAGGACAAUACGGCGGAGGACACUACGGCAGAGGACACUACGGCAGAGGACAAUACGGCGGAGGACACUACGGCAGAGGACACUACGGCGGAGGACAAUACGGCGGAGGACAAUACGGCGGAGGACAAUACGGCAGAGGACACUACGGCGGAGGACAAUACGGCGGAGGACAAUACGGCAGAGGACAAUACGGCAGAGGACAAUACGGCGGAGGACAAUACGGCAGAGGACAAUACGGCAUUGGGCAGUAUGACGGAGAACACUACAGUAUGGUGGCACUUUCUCAAAAGGGGUAA
Bolinopsis microptera is the source of this 444-nucleotide messenger RNA. Its product is annotated as ctenidin-1-like. The record is from RefSeq and is a predicted model, not a curated record. The coding region runs from base 1 to 444 and encodes 147 amino acids. The transcript has a single exon. NCBI's taxonomy places the organism in Eukaryota, Metazoa, Ctenophora, Tentaculata, Lobata, Bolinopsidae.